AUGAAGGCACUGAUCAGACCGUUUACACGCUCGAUACCCUCAGCAGUACCGCGCACUGUGAUCCGCGGCCAAUUCCAGCAGAUCAGACAUGAAUCGACUGGCUGGAUCAGUACGGAACAGGUCGCAGCGCAAUUCAACGAACACCACGUAGGGAAGUCGUACACCCGAACUCAAUACCUCGACGCGAACCAGAUCGCGCUGCUCUCGUGUACUCUCAACCGCUCUGAUCCAUCUACCCUUGAUCCACAGCAAGGAACUCCAGUUCCGCCAGGAUGGCAUCUGGUUUAUUUCACACCGCGUAUCAUGACGUCUGACCUCGCCCCAGACGGCAGCGACGCAACCUUCAACCCGGGCAAGCCCUUCACCCGCCGCAUGUGGGCUGGCGGCGAGAUGAUCUUUGAGCGAGACAAUGAGUUGGCGAUUGGUGAUACAGUCACUGAGACCACCGUACUCGAGUCCUGUGAUAUCAAGCAUGGAGCGAAGGGCGGGGAGAUGUUGGUUGUAGGUGUGAAGAAGACGUUUGAGAAUGAGAGAGGGUUGGCGGUAACGGAUAAGAGAAAUUGGGUGUUUCUGAAAGCUGCGAAGGCUGCUGCGGCUGAGGGAGGGAAAGGGAAAGGAGAGCAGAAGGUGGUGGAUGAUGAGGCGCGGAGGGAGGCCGGGAAGAAGGUAGCGAGCGACAGUAAGUUGCAGAGCGCUUCCAGCAAUGAUACAACCCCACUGUCAACGCGUUCGGUAACACAAGACCCAGCGACCCUCUUCCGCUACUCAGCCCUUACCUUCAACGGCCACAAAAUCCACUACAACACCCCCUGGACCCAAACCCAAGAACUCCACCCCGAUAUCGUCGUCCAUGGACCCCUAAACUUGACCCUCCUUCUCGAUUUUUGGCGCGACACGCACGCAAAGCGAAUCGAAAACUUAUCACUUCGAGCGUUGCGGAGUGCGGAGUACGAUGUGAAGGAGGAAGAGGAUAAGGCUGAGCCGAGGAUCCAGAGGGUGAAGUAUCGUGCUAUGACUCCGGUCUAUGCCGGGGAGAGGUAUGAGUUGAAGAUGAGGGAUGUUGAGGGGGAGGGGAAUACGAGUGAGUUGUGGGUGGAGAAGGAGAAUGGGGCUGUUGGAAUGAAGGCGUCCGUUGAGUCCUGGGCUUGA
Saitoella complicata NRRL Y-17804 is the source of this 1149-nucleotide messenger RNA. RefSeq lists its product as uncharacterized. Gene Ontology annotation, molecular function: (3R)-hydroxyacyl-[acyl-carrier-protein] dehydratase activity. Lineage: Eukaryota; Fungi; Ascomycota; Saitoellomycetes; Saitoellales; Saitoellaceae. The coding region runs from base 1 to 1149 and encodes 382 amino acids. The transcript has 2 exons. Gene Ontology annotation, cellular component: mitochondrion. The record is from RefSeq and is a predicted model, not a curated record.